Striga asiatica is the source of this 612-nucleotide messenger RNA. NCBI's taxonomy places the organism in Eukaryota, Viridiplantae, Streptophyta, Magnoliopsida, Lamiales, Orobanchaceae. The record is from the annotation of a GenBank genome assembly.
AUGAAGAAUGAUAGAGAGAAAAGAGUGAUGGACUUCAACCAGUCAAUGCACUUUUCAUCCACUUCAAGACAACCUUUGCAUUUGCACAAUUUUAUGUCCAUACCAUCAUCUGCUGCACCAACUAACAAUCAGAGAGAAGAGAGCAGAAACACAAGUUUUAUGAAAGAAUUGGAGCACAGAAUGCAAAAGUUUUGGAAGGAGCAAAUGGCUGAAGUAUACGACUCCCCAAGUGUAAUGAAAUCAGAUGAACAAGUGAAGAUGAUUAGUGCUGAUACGCCAGUGGUAUUUGCUAAAGCUUGUGAAAUGUUCAUUAUGGAGUUAUCAAUGCGUGCUUGGAUGCACACUCAGGAAAACCGGCGCCGUACCCUCCAACCCUUUGAUAAUCAUCCUGGAGUUUAUGUUCCGGCCCCUGUUCGAGGAACCCCUGCUUAUCCAGUCUAUCAUCCGAUUAUGAAUAUGCAAAGCAUGAAUCAAGAUGAGGUGGCUCCAGAAGGUCCUCCACGAGCAACUAAUCACCGUUCGGCAUUCCCCAUGAAUUUUAGCUAUAACAUGAAUAAUCGUGGAGCUUCUAUCGCCAUCCGGAGAAGCACAUUGGAGCCUCCAGUUGAAGAC